Messenger RNA from Myripristis murdjan (pinecone soldierfish), 4189 nucleotides. RefSeq names its product phosphatidylinositol glycan anchor biosynthesis, class N (gene pign). The transcript has 29 exons. Bases 581 to 3382 code for a protein of 933 amino acids. Gene Ontology annotation, biological process: GPI anchor biosynthetic process. Gene Ontology annotation, cellular component: endoplasmic reticulum membrane. Lineage: Eukaryota; Metazoa; Chordata; Actinopteri; Holocentriformes; Holocentridae. Gene Ontology annotation, molecular function: mannose-ethanolamine phosphotransferase activity. The record is from RefSeq and is a predicted model, not a curated record.
GCUGCUAGCUAACGUGUUGUGAAAUAGCAACAUUAAACACUAUUACGACGACAACCCAAACAGUCGUUUUAUUAAAAGACAGAGCCUUUGCGUUUUCACUGAUAAACGUCUUAAGAAGGGUAAAGUGUCAAAGAGAGGUGUCUGGGCAAUUGAUACUACAACUACAGUACCCACAAUUCAGCGGCACAGAGCAGUUCAAACGUCAGGUCACAACAAGGAAGUGGAUUCUCAUAGUACCUGAAUUUCUUGCUCUAAUCUACUUAGAAAGAAGACAGCAGGGCUAGUAAACUUAGAUUAGCCUGUUCGUACCGUUUCGCGUAGGUAAACGCCCUUUGUACUGGACUCCCUGAAGAUUCAUCUGGUCAACUCCACCAAGUUAGGAAGCAAGCUAAAACAGAUACCAUAACAGGUGGGUGAGCUGUAUGGUAGGACAGUGCUGUAUUGUAGAUGCCAUAAACCCUGCUCCUCCAUUCAUUCAAGAGAGAGAGACAGCGUGACGCCUGCUUGUAUGUUUGGAUUUGAAAGACGCAGAUGGAGAAAAGAUUCUGGGUGGCUCUGACAACACCCCUUAUUGCUCAAAAUGAGAACAAUCACCUUCUUUCUGGUCGGGCUGGCGGUCCACGUGGUCUUCUUCAUCUCCAUCUUUGACAUCUACUUCACCUCUCCCCUGGUCCAUGGCAUGACACCCCAGAUGGUUCCGCUGCCCCCACCAGCCUCCAGACUGGUGUUAGUGGUGGCCGACGGGCUCAGGGCAGACAGCCUCUACACCCUCAAUCCCAAUGGCUCAUCCAGGGCCCCCUACCUGAGGAGUGUGAUGGAGGAGAGAGGUACCUGGGGUGUAUCACACACACAUGUGCCCACUGAGUCGCGGCCUGGCCAUGUUGCUCUCAUCGCUGGCUUCUAUGAGGACGUUAGUGCUGUUGCAAAAGGCUGGAAGGAGAACCCUGUGGAGUUUGACUCAGUGUUCAAUGAGAGCAGACACACCUGGUGCUGGGGCAGCCCUGAUAUUCUGCCCAUGUUUGCCAAAGGUGCCAGUGGGGACCAUGUGUACACCCACACUUACCCAGCAGAGGAGGAGGACUUCGCCUCCACAGACGCCUCCAGGCUGGACAGCUGGGUGUUCGCUCAAGUCAAACUGUUUUUCCAGUCAGCAAAGUCUAACUCCAGUCUUAAGGCCAGUCUCAAUGAGGGUCAGAAUGUCUUCUUCCUCCAUCUGCUGGGCAUAGACACUAAUGGACAUGCUCACAGACCCAUGUCACAGGAGUACUUGGAUAAUAUUGCUCUAGUAGACUCUGGUGUAGCCGAGCUGGUGUCAGUGGUAGAGGAAUUCUUUGGUUAUGAUGGCAGAACAGCCUAUGUGUUCACCUCCGAUCACGGCAUGACCAACUGGGGGUCCCAUGGUGCAGGCCAUCCCUCUGAGACGCUCACCCCUUUAGUGGUGUGGGGAGCUGGGGUUCAUCAUGCACAGAGAGUCACUGACCCUCAGUCGUACAGCGAUGGAUAUCUACAAGACUGGAAAUUGGAGCACUUCCGCAGGGUUGACGUUAAUCAAGCUGACAUUGCCCCGCUCAUGGCGUCCCUCAUCGGAGUUCCCAUCCCUGUCAACUCUGUUGGUGUGUUACCUCUCCUGUACCUCAACAACAGUGACCAGUUCAAGGCAGAGAGCAUCUAUACUAAUGCUAUUCAGAUACUGGAACAGUUUAAGGUGAAAAUGACCCAGAAAAAGGAGACCACUUUAUCCUUUUUCUUCACUCCAUUCCAACUACUGACCGAGUCAAAGCAAGCAGAAUUCAUCCACCAGGCCAGAAUACUGAUUCAGCUAGAGAAGUAUGAGGAUGUUAUCUCUCUGUGCAGAUCUGUGAUAUCUCACGCCCUGGAGGGGCUGGUCUACUACCACACCUAUGACAGGUUCUUCCUGGGCUGCAGUGUGGUGCUGGGAUUUGUCGGCUGGACCUCAUAUGUCAUCCUGCUGAUACUGAAAACCCACGCCGGUCUCAGGAGGCCGCCCAGUCACACUGCCCAGAUUCUCAGCCAAACCCUGGUGAAGCUGUGUGUGUGUGUGACAGUGGUGAUCACAGUGUUCCUGUUCAUCCAAAGUAGUCCUGUAACCUACUACAUAUACUGUCUUCUGCCUGUUCCUGUAUGGUACUCUGUGCUCAAAGAGUCUGGGACUCUAACAGAUUUGGUUCAUUCAGCUCCCUCUCUGCCACUGUGUAAAUGUUUUGGCUAUUUUGUGCUGGUGACAUUUGGGAUUGAGCUGCUUGUGGUGAGCUUCUUCCAUCGCGCCAUGCUGACUGUUGGCCUGGCUGUUGUCUCUGUCUGGCCCAUCCUGUCUGGCCUGUAUGGCAAGGCAAAGUUCCGUUCAGUCAGCUGGUUGCUGGGCUGUCUGUGUUUGGCUGCUUUCCCCCUGAUGCCUGUUGUUGGUAGAGAACCCAACAUACACCUGGUUACCUGUGCAGGUGCACUCACACUCUUCACCUCAGUCUGCUACCUCUUGUCGUCACGACAACGGACACCACUGCACCUUAGUGACAAACAGCAGUUCUUUGCCCAGAUGCUCCAUGUGGCAGUGUGUGCGUACGUGCCAAACCUCACACACUCCAGUCUGCAGCAAAAACAAGGCCUACCCCUCUUCAGCCAGAUCAUCAGCUGGACCACAUUAGGAUCUUCCAUGCUGGUUCCCUUGUUCAGCUCUACUCGUCUUUUCCACCGCCUGCUCAGUAUAUUCCUCUCUCUCACAGCUACAUACCUGCUGCUCAGCACUGGGUCUGAGGCCCUGUUCCCCCCUGUACUGUCCUGGUUGAUGUAUGUAUGGAUCAACAUUGAACAAGAAGCCAUGCUCGCUCAGGGUGUGUCUGGCAGGCAAGAGCUUUCCACUAUUGACUUCUCAGAGAACAUUGACAUCACCAAGCUCCGACAACUGAAGUUGGAUGACAUCAGAAGAUCUUAUUUUUUUGUAUUUUUUGUAAUCACAGCUUUCUUUGGCACAGGGAACAUAGCCUCCAUUAACAGUUUUGACCCAGCGUCUGUCUACUGCUUCCUCACUGUCUUCAACCCUUUCAUCAUGGGAGGGCUGAUGAUGUGGAAGGUUAUCAUACCGUUUAUAAUAGUAAUGUGUACAUUUGAGACCAUCCAAGUUGCGACACAGCUCUCAUCUAGAAGUUUAUUCCUCAUUGUCCUGGUCAUCUCAGACUUGAUGGCUCUGCACUUUUUCUUCCUGGUCCAGGACUAUGGGAGUUGGUUAGACAUUGGCACCAGCAUCAGCCACUACGUGAUAGUGAUGUCUAUGACCAUCUUCCUGAUGCUGCUCAGUGUGGUCACACACAUUCUCACCUCGCGCAGACUCAUUCUGUGGAAGAGACGCAAGAUGCACUUCACCUGAAUUUGGGGUGUGUGUGUGUGUGUGUGUGUGUGUGUGUGUGUGUGUGUAUGUGUCUCAGUACCUUCACACAUAAACGUGUUGAACGUUUUUAUAUUAAUAUUUAUUUGACUAUUUAGAUACCAUUCUUGGGCAUUUGCAUUAUUUAAAAAACGUUUGCUUAGAUAAGAUGAAGGAUGAAAACAGUUUUUUAGGACUCAAUAUACAUAUACAAACACUAAUCCUGUACCUGUACAUUGAAGCUCUGUGUGUUAAACAUUAAUGCAAUGGCUAAGUAUACUUGAAUAUUUCACUGUGAAUUAUUCCAUAGCCAAGUGUGCUUGGUAACUUAGCAAGUUAAUGUAAUACUGUUUCCAGUAUAGUUGCCGAACUCAUUUUAGUUUAGCUUUGUUUAGAUGGAAAGGAUUUUUUUUUUUUUUUUUAAUUCAUUGUGAUUGGGCGGUUAUCACUGAUGCUGAGGAACCAAAAAAGUCUUGUGAAUCAGACCAGAAAGGUGGACGCAUUGAAGCCACAUCAUCUCAAAAUUUGAGUGCCAGUGUUUUUAUAAUGUAGUGUAUUUUAAUAUUAGGGUGACGGUGGCCUUGGGCCUUAGCUUAGACUAAAUGGAUGGGUAAGUGAAUGAGAAACCCUCUCUCUAUAGCUGCUGUUGAGUUGCCCUUGAGCAAGGCACUUAAACCCCAGCUGCUUCUGGAGACUUGCUCAGAAGCCACCAGUAGAAAUCUGUGUUUGUAAUGGGCAGCAUCCAGGUGUGGAUAUGUGGAAGGAUGUUUAAUAUGAAGAUAAAUGUUAUUGUCCUUAAACAAAAUUAAA